Molecule: messenger RNA, 3147 nt
Organism: Hypoxylon fragiforme
Lineage: Eukaryota; Fungi; Ascomycota; Sordariomycetes; Xylariales; Hypoxylaceae
Product: WD40 repeat-like protein
Exons: 7
Coding region: 1-2976 (991 amino acids)
Biological process (GO): protein deubiquitination; double-strand break repair via homologous recombination
Molecular function (GO): ubiquitin binding
Source: RefSeq, a predicted model, not a curated record
AUGGCCAAAAAGGCGCGUCAGAGGAUAAGUUAUGUUCUCGAACUUGAUCAUUCGUCGUCUGGAGGUCACAGACUCGGCGUUAACGGGCUCGCGGUCGAUUCCGAUAAUGCUAUCCUCUAUUCUGGAGGCAGGGAUGGAGUCAUCUGCGCCUGGGACUUGAACCUCGACCUCAAGGACAGCGAUGCCAUAUCAAAUCCGGAUGCGAAUCCCCAACCAACCACGAGAUUCCGCGCCUCAACCCAGGCUCAUACCCACUGGGUCAACGAUAUCGUUCUCGCUGCCAAUAAUGCCGCCCUUGUAUCCGCGUCGUCCGAUUUGACUGUCAAAGCAUGGCGACCUGACUUGGGAGAUACCGAACCUUAUACUAUCGGUCAACACGCUGACUAUGUAAAAUGCGUCGCGGCACCGAGUUCCGCAGAUUGGGUAGCCUCGGGCGGGUUGGACCGAAAGAUAUACCUCUGGGACCUCAAUGGCAAGGGGAAAGCUCUGGAAAUCGAUGUCCGAGGCGAGGAUGUCAGUGAGAAGGCGUCUGUAUACGCUAUGUGUGCCAGCCAAAAUAUUCUUGCUAGUGGAGGACCCGAGUCCAUAGUACGGUUAUGGGAUCCCAAGUCAGGCAAGAGGAUCACCAAACUAGUUGGACAUACUGAUAACAUUCGUGCCAUAUUAAUGAACGAGGCGGGCGAUACCGUCAUGACUGCCAGCUCUGAUCAGACGGUCAAAGUGUGGAGCGUUACUGCUGGAAGAUGCAUGUAUACGCUCACUAUGCAUAACGACAGUGUCUGGUCACUAUUCUCUGAAGAGCCCGAGCUUGAUGUCUUUUACAGUAGCGACCGGUCUGGAAUGAUUGUCAAGACGGACACUCGAGGGACGAUUGAGAUGGAUGAAGGCCUUUCUGUUGCUGUGGCCCAGGAACACGACGGUGUGAAUAAAGUGGUGGCUUGUGGAGGUUACAUCUGGAGUGCUACUUCUAGCUCCUCCAUCAACAGGUGGACAAACGUUGAAACCGGACCUAACGCUCAACUCCCAGAGCCAUUUAGACAGCUGCGGGCUGGUAGCUCUACGUCAAGAGCACGAAAACUAUAUACGUCGUCUGUCGAUGGGUUAGAAAACAACGAACUUAACGCCAAGUCAAUCUUGCGAAUGUCCAAUACGGCUACUUUCCCGCCAGUAAUGAAUGACUUUCCCGAACCUAACAUGACACUCAGUGCGGCUUCCAGGAAAUCAGAAAUCAUUGUCGACCCAGUGGUUCCUAUAAUUGAGCCUAUACAUCACUUACCAGAAGAAACUAUAGAAGGGCAGAAUGGACUUGUAAAACAUAAGCUUCUUAAUGAUCGACGAAGAGUCUUAACUCUAGAUACAGCAGGCGAUGUAUUGCUGUGGGAUCUCAUCAGAUGCGAAGUCAUCCAUAGAUUUGGGAAGAAACACCUAGAAGAUGUUGAGCCGGAGGUAAAUACACUGGAGGCAAUUGCCCCUUGGUGUUCAAUCGAUACCAGUUCAGGAAACUUGACUGUCGUAUUAGAACCCUUUAAUUGUUUUGAUGCCGAAAUGUAUGCGGAUGAUUUGGUUCUAGCAGAGCCUGUCGAAUUUCGGGAAGAUCAGAGAAUAAAUCUAGGGAGAUGGAUCCUUCGAUACUUGUUUGCUAAGCUCAUUGACGAGGAAAUCAAACGCGACGAAGACCACAGGCGGAAACUCAAUGAGAGCGUAGAGAGACGGCAGGCGGCUAUUCGACCAAAUCCGCCGCCAAUACCUAUACCAGGGUGGGAGCAGGAUGACUCUUCUGUGCUAACGCCGAGAGCAAACGGCGCCAAUCACCCUAUAACCCCAGGUCUAGCAAUAGGUCUAGCCACUCCGGCUUUGCAUCUUCCAGGAAUCUCCGAGAAAACCGCCUCUGCUAGUUCUCUUGACAAGCCAACUUCUCAACCACUCAAUCGACCCUCUACUGAGGAUUAUUUCUCGACCAGCAUUAGCUCGGCAGACUCCCCUGUGAAGUCUGCCACGACCCCGGCAACCGAUCAGACGGUUACUAAAGAGGAGGCACCCAAGUCACCAACAGAGACGAAGGAUAAGGACAAGGAUAAAGAGAAAGAGAAAGAGAAAGAUAUUGCCAAAUCUCCAAGCACACCCUUUGGCAAAAAAUUCCGAAUGGGCAUGUCUUUCGGUACUAAGAAGCUCGGAAGGUCAGCAUCCACUACUAUUGAGAAGCCUACUACGGCAGAGGACAAGCCGGAAGAGAGCAAGUCGGAGUCGUCCUCGAACCAUGAGAAAGAAGUUGACGAUAAUCUCCGAGGUGUCAUUCAAAAGAUUCACAAUGAGUACGAAAAGCAAUUGCUUGAGAACCCGGAUACCUUAAUUGAGACAAAAAUAACACCGGCCCUACCAAUAGACGCGCCAGUUUUAAAACUCCCACCUGGUACUAAAGUCAUUAUCCAGGAAGAGACAUCUGGUGGUAGUGCCAACUUAUAUCGGGGCACUGUAAUGAGUGUAGGUGUCGAUGCAGAUAUCAUUGAGGAGAAAGCCCCGAUGUGGCUAGGCGAAGUGUUGCUUACGAACGCGAUUCCCCCAAAAGAUCCUGUUAAAGUCUCUUUUAUUCUACACCCCUGGAAAGAUUCACUUCCCAGUAUUGCGACAACCGAUGGGAAUAACCGUCUCAACGCAAAUAGAAUGCUGAGAGUGAAGAAAAUAUUGGGGUACGUGGCUGAGAGGAUCGAUCCACAGCCUGAAGAGCCGGAAGCUGGAGCCCUCAGGCCUGAGGAGUAUUUGGAGCUUUAUUGUAAUGACCAGUUAUUACCGAAUUCUAUGAGUCUGGCGACGUUGCGGGCCCAUGUUUGGAAAGGCGGCAACGAUGUUGUCUUGUAUUAUAAGGCAAAUGGGCGAAAGGAUAUUCCGAAGGAGCUCCCGCAACUGCAACUUGAUGACCCUGCUGUCUCGGAUCCUGGAGGACAAAUGUCGAUCCCGCCGAUAGCCACUGUAACCUGAUCGAUCCAGUUGGGUUCUGGAACUGAGACUAUAUAGCUAGGAGGGAGUGAGGGGUAUCAUCCAUAAUGUCCUAGGUAUAUAUGAUCCAUCUGAAAAUCAAAAGGGGUGUUGUCAAUAACAUUUGCUGUACAAGUAUAUAUCUACAUACCUAGAAACCUACUAGGUUAUUAU